Cygnus atratus (black swan) is the source of this 3935-nucleotide messenger RNA. RefSeq names its product component of oligomeric golgi complex 1 (gene COG1). The record is from RefSeq and is a predicted model, not a curated record. Gene Ontology annotation, biological process: intra-Golgi vesicle-mediated transport. The transcript has 14 exons. Gene Ontology annotation, cellular component: Golgi apparatus; COG complex. Lineage: Eukaryota; Metazoa; Chordata; Aves; Anseriformes; Anatidae. The coding region runs from base 28 to 2796 and encodes 922 amino acids.
GCCGGGAGGCGGGGAGGGCGGACGGCGAUGGCGGCCGCGGCGGCGCGAGCGGCGGAGGCCGAGGCGCUGUUCGAGGCCCACACGGCGGCGGAGCUGCGGGCGGCGGAGCGGCGGCUGCGGGCCGGCAUCGAGCAGAAGCGGGAGGAGCUGCGGCAGAUGGUGGGCGAGCGCUACCGCGACCUGAUCGAGGCGGCCGACACCAUCGCCGAGAUGCGGCUGAGCGCCGAGCGCCUGCUGGGAGCCGUCAGGGGGCUGCAGCGGGGCGGCGCGGCACGGCCCGGCCCUGCUCCGCCGGCUCCGCCGCGGGCUCCAGAGAAGCUGUACCGAGCUGCGGCGCAGCUGAAGCUGCUGCUGGACAUCCCCGAGCGGGCGUGGGGCGCCAUGGAGGCCGGCCGCUACCUGCCCGCCGCCCGCCUCUACCUGCUGUGCCGCCACCUCCACGGCCUGCUGCAGCUCGACGCCCCCCGCGCCCGCUACAGCCCCGUCCUCGCCCGCUUCCCCAUCCUGCUGCGGCAGGUGGCCGCCGCCAGCCACUUCAGAUCCACCAUCCUGCAGGAGAGCAAGUCCCUGCUCAAGUGUCAGACCGUGUCGGACCAGGCGGUGGCAGAAGCCUUGUGUGCCAUCAUGCUCCUGGAGGACAGCUCUCCGCGCCAGGCCCUCGCAGACUUCCUCCUGGCCAGGAAGCUGGCGAUCCAGCAGCUCCUCAACCAGCCGCACCACGGUGCAGGAAUAAAAGCUCAGGUGUGUUCACUGAUGGAGCUGCUAACCACCACUCUGUACCAGGCUUAUGCACUCUUCUACAUGAUGCCAGAAGGGAUGCCACCAGAUCCAGCCCUGCCCUGCGGCUUGCUCUUCUCCACCCUGGAGAGCACCACGGGCCAGCACCCAGCAGGGAAAGGCGGGGUCCUAGAGGACGAGGUGAAGCUGAGCAGCUGGUUCAGGUACCUCCCAGAGUCUGUGGUGGAGUUCCAGCCAACCCUGCGGACCCUGGCCCACCCUAUCAGCCAGGACUACCUCAGAGACACACUGCAGAAGUGGAUUGCCAUGUGCAGUGAUGAUAUCAGGGCUGGGGUCAGCAACCUGCUGGUCUACGUGAAGAGCUUGAAAGGCCUCGCGGGGAUCCGCGAUGCGGUCUGGGAGCUGCUCACGAGCGAGUCUGUAAGCCAGAACUGGGACGUGGUGUGCCGUCGCCUUUUGGACAAGCCUGCGUCCUUUUGGGAGGACCUGCUGCGGCAGCUCUUCCUGGACAGGCUGGAGACGCUGACCAAAGAGGGCUUUGAAUCCAUCUCAAGCAGCUCCAAACAGCUUCUCGUCUUAGCCCUGCAGGAACUCGAAGUCAAAUCCACCGCCUCUGCCCUGAGCAAGCACGUCCAGUUUGAGCACAACGUGGCCUUGUUCCUGUGGUCGGAGAGCUCCAGCGAUCUGCCUGCGGACGCCGCCUGGGUCAACGUGGCAAACCGCAGCCAGUUUGCCAAGAGCGGGCUGUCCAUGAAGGCCCAGGCGCUCACCCCGUGCGUGCAGAGCUUCUGCUCGGCUCUGGACUUGAAGCUGAAAGCCAGGUUGGACGACCUCCUCUCUUACCUACCCGCGGAGCCCUCGGCCACCAAGGAGGCUGCUCCCGCCUCGCAGCCUCGCUCAGCCUUUGACCGCUACGCUGACACCGGCCUGGUGGAGGGCUUGCUGCGCGACCGCUGCGUCGCCUGCAUCCACCACGUACUGGGCUGCGUGCGAGAAGAGCUCCAGAGCGCCCAGAGCCUGCUGGAGGGACAGGCAGGUGCCCCCAGCGAUAGCAAGCUCAACACUGUCCUCUUCAUGGCCAGGCUCUGCCAGUCCCUGAGCGAGCUUUGCCCUCACCUCAAGCAAUGUAUCCUGGGCCAGUCGGGCGGCGCAGAGACGGCGCUGAAGGAAACCCGCUCCGCCAAGAAGCUGGGGAAGGGGAAAGCCCAAGAAGUGAAUCCAGUGCAGGCCAAGUGGCAGGAGGUGAAGGCAGAACUCCUGCAGCAGAGCCUGGUUGCUUACCAGAUCUGGAGCUCCGCUGUCACCAAAGCCCUGGUUCAGUGCUUUACCCACACGUUGCUGCUAGAUACAGCUGGCUCUGUCUUGGCUACAGCCACCAACUGGGAUGAGAUUGAAAUUCAGGAGGAGACUGAGUCUGGAAACAGUGUAACGUCAAAGAUCCGGCUGCCUAUGCAGCCGUCCUGGUACGUCCAGGGCCUCCUCUUCAGCCUGUGCCAAGAGGUGAACCGGGUCGGGGGCCACACUCUGCCGAAAGUCACCUUGCAGGAGCUGCUGAAGACCUGCAUGGCAGAAGUGCUUGCUGCUUAUGAAAAGCUCGUGGAGGAGAAGCAGGAAAAGAAAGCAGGCUCCUUCCCCAUGACCCAGAACAGAGCUCUGCAGUUGCUCUACGAUCUGCGGUACCUGAAUAUCAUCUUGACAGCGAAGAGUGAGGAAGCAAAGACCAGCAGGGUCAAGCAUGACUCCAGGAUUGAGAAGGUGACCGACUUCCUGGAGGGGCACAUCGACCCGUUUGACUUGGACGUUUUCACUCCGCACUUAAACGGCAACCUUAAUCGCCUGGUCCAGCGAACGUCUGUUCUCUUCGGCUUGCUGACCGGGACAGAGAACCAGUACACGAGCAGAAGCAGCGCUCUCAGCUCCCAGGAGCUCCACAAUAUCUUGCCCUUAGCAUCCAGCCAGAUCAGAUUUGGACUUCUGCCGCUGAGUAUGUCAAGCUCACGAAAGGCCAAGUCUGGUACCAGGAACACAGAAAGAGUUCAGUGCGAUGCUGACCUUUAAUUCCUGACGAAGCCUGGCUUGGGUAUUUAAGCCUGUGUGAACGGAGUGGCUUGCUUCUCUUGCAAAGGCCCUGCAUUGUUUUGCUUCUGAGUUUUAUUAGUAGACAACCACGAUGUUGCUACGUUUCCUCCAGUUUAAAGCAUUUGCUUAGCUGGACCUCCCUGUGCUGAGGAUUGAGAGCCAAGGAAUACCUCACUGCUACAGGAAGCAGGAAUUGGUGACUUUUCCUUUAGCCACAAACAAUCCAAUAAUCCAUCAACGAUAACGUGCCUUCAACUGGGAUAGACGAGUAAAGACGUUUUUAUCAGAGCAGAGUGUUACUUGAAAUGCUAGCCUUUACUCUGCAACACUCAUUCUCCAUUAUUCAGAAGAAUUAAGAACCAGACAUAGUAGCAGAGUUGUUUAAAAGCCCAAAGCUUCACAGUAAGGGUAUUCUUUACCUCUUACACCUCAGCUGUAGUAGCGUGCAGAGUGCGCAGUGAUGUUUGUCUCGCUUCUACCACUCCCCUGCUGUGGCAGCAGCAUUGGCUGUGGUGGCACAUGUAUAUUUGCAUUAGCCCCACUUCACAGAAUUGCUUGUUCCUUUUAUGAUAAAGCAGAGGUUGAAGUCCAGUUACUCAAGAACAACUCCGCACAGGCAACAGCUGUACUUUUAUCAUUAUUACCCCCUUGCUCUAAGAGCAGCAGCCCUCUCUUUGCUGCACAGAAUGACUAUUUUGGAGCACUGGAUGACACCUGAAAAGUUAACUUGCUAACAGCAGCAAAAAGCUGUGCAUCUGCCACUCAGACCUGCCUCUGCUUGUCACUAACCACCAGGAGUGGAAACAGUUACGUUGUGGUUCAGGCUCAAGUUGUCUGGGAACAGUUGUUCUGCUGUAGUCUGCGCCUCCUUGCAGCUACGGUAGAUGAGGGUAGGGAACAAGUCGAAGGUGUGCUGUAAUAGUUUCUGACUCUUGUUUUUAAAACAAACAGGUUCCGCCUCCUGCACUCACAAGAGCAGAAGACGAGGCAUCGCGCCCUGGCUCUUUGUUCAGGCAGCUUGUAACCGAGGAGGAAGACACGGCUGCGCCUUCUCUCUUCAAGCUGGGAUGGCUUUCUGGCAUGACCAAGUGAUUCAAUAAAGAAAUCAGAAGUUUGUC